UAUCGGUUAAAUGAUAAGUGCAGAAUAUUGUGUCAUGCACGGUUGUAAAUAACUAAAACAGUAAUACUUUGACACUAAAACAUUAUUAAUUUUUAUUUUUAUUAUUAUUUGGAGUUUGUAGAGUGACAGAGCCUACUGCAUAGGUGCAAAUUACAAGCGGUGGAACACGGAUUACCGAUCUAUAUUACUCUGUACUCGGGUGUGUAUACUAUACAGUAAACAGUACAUUACUAUCCGAACUCAUUGUUAUACAAUUUUGGCUGUCUGAAUACAUUUUAGAGUUUGAUAUUGUUUUGAAUACCUCAAUCAUCAUCCGUCUACAAUUUUUUGAAAUACACUGUCACACAUUUUGAAGUAAAUAAUGGCAUCUUGGUUAUUUGGAGUUUCUAAAGUAACUGCUGAACAGAUUGUUGAUACAAAAGACACACCACCAGUUCCAACUGCAGUGAACCCAGAACCUGUGAAAACUUCAUCCACAGAGCCUCAAUUGCUUUAUGAUUUAAAACCAUCUGAACCAAAAACUUCUGAUAUGAAGCCUACUAGUAUGCUGGACAACAUACCAUUUGUUUUAUCUAGUCAAAUUAAUAUGACUACUAACAACUAUAGUUAUAAUUUAGAAUCUACUAAAAGACGUUUGUUAUCUUUAAAAAAAGCGCUUGAAUCAGAUGCAUUUAAUUAUGAUUUUUCAAAUGAUAAAAAAUUGGUGAGCGAUACUUCAUUGUAUGAAUCUUAAAACAUCACUGUAUAUAAUACACUUCAAAUUAAUUUAAAUUACAUUUGUAAAAACAUGUGAAUAUGCUUCUUAUGU
This is a messenger RNA of Melanaphis sacchari, 808 nucleotides long. RefSeq lists its product as uncharacterized. The record is from RefSeq and is a predicted model, not a curated record. Bases 362 to 733 code for a protein of 123 amino acids. NCBI's taxonomy places the organism in Eukaryota, Metazoa, Arthropoda, Insecta, Hemiptera, Aphididae. The transcript has 3 exons.